Messenger RNA from Tripterygium wilfordii, 673 nucleotides. RefSeq names its product 60S ribosomal protein L22-2-like. The transcript is spliced from 2 exons. The record is from RefSeq and is a predicted model, not a curated record. Gene Ontology annotation, cellular component: ribosome. The coding region runs from base 89 to 463 and encodes 124 amino acids. Lineage: Eukaryota; Viridiplantae; Streptophyta; Magnoliopsida; Celastrales; Celastraceae. Gene Ontology annotation, molecular function: structural constituent of ribosome; RNA binding. Gene Ontology annotation, biological process: cytoplasmic translation.
CGCAACAAAUUCACAGAAAUACCGCGGCAUUGUAGAGCCGUGCAUCUCGGCUGAUUGAUUUUGUGACUGGAGAAGUAGGGAGGGCACAAUGAGUCGAGGUACUGCAACGGGAGCCAAAGGGAAGAAGAAGGGAGCGACGUUCGUGAUUGACUGCUCGAAGCCGGUAGAGGAUAAGAUUAUGGACAUUGCCUCAUUGGAAAAGUUUCUUCAGGAGAGGAUUAAGGUCGGCGGCAAGGCUGGUGCCCUCGGUGACGCCAUUACCGUGACACGAGAGAAGAGUAAGAUAACAGUUACCUCCAGCAGCGACUUCUCUAAGAGGUAUCUUAAGUACUUGACUAAGAAGUAUUUGAAGAAACACAAUGUGCGUGAUUGGCUUCGGGUGAUUUCCUCCAACAAAGAUAGGAAUGUUUAUGAAUUGCGUUACUUCAACAUAGCUGAGAACGAAGGGGAAGAGGAAGAGUAGAGACCUAGCUCUGUAUCUUCUUAUAUUAUCCAUUUGAUUUACUUGUUUUAGGCUUCUUUAUAUACUUCAUUGGUCAGAUGACAGACUUGCUGUGGUUGUUUUGUGAUCUUUCGUAAUACAUUAUCUGCUGAUAACUUAAAAUUGUUCUAAUGUUUUAGGGGCAAUUGGAUAUGAUGCGGUUUCUUCUCCUUAUGCUCGCUUAUUUGGCUA